CUGUGUUAAGUUAUCCUGACGGAAUAAUGGAAUGUGCUCAAGAGGAAUUAAAGAAAAUCCUUAAAAAGUGUCAAACUAAGAAGGUUGAUGUAAAAAAGUUACAAAUUAUAGAGAAUUUUUUAAGUGAAUAUAAAAAGCCUGUAACGCGUAAAGAAAAGUAUUGUAAAGUGGUGAUAGUUUUUUGUCUAUUGGCAUAUGCGGUGCAUUAUUAUUUUAGUGAUUUAACAUCUAAGCGUUGUUCUUUGAUAAUGCCUCAACUUUUACGUUACUCCUUUCGUCCCCCCGAAAGUUGCAACUUCUGUCAAAAUGUUGAUCAUAUAGUUCGUGUCAGUGCUAUAACACCUCAAGAAUUUGCCCAAAAAUAUGCCUAUUCAGCGACACCUGUUAUAGUGGAAGAUGCUACACAAAAUUGGACUGCUUUGAAAAAAUUUAAUUAUUGGUAUUUCCGUGAUGUAUAUAAUAACGCUAAAAGGAAACAGAAAAUCUUAGAUUGCCAAUUUCUUCCCUAUAAGACGGGUUUUCAUGAUAUAUUCGAAGCUCUUGAUAUGUCUAGGGAAAGAGUGGAUUAUUUUAAUAGUUCUGGUGAAGAACAUCAGCAGAAACCUUGGUAUUUUGGUUGGAGUAAUUGUAAUCCCGAAACAGCUGAAGAGUUUCGUCGUCAUUAUGGUCGACCAUAUUUUUUGCCCGAGACCUCGGAAAAUAAUGCUGUAGAUUGGUUUUUUAUCGGCACCAGUGGUUUGGGAGCGCAUAUGCAUAUCGAUAAUGUACGUUUACCCUCCUGGCAAGCUCAGUUGUCGGGUAGCAAACGUUGGCUUUUAGCUCCGCCACCCGAGUGUUAUUUUCAGUGUAAAUCAUUUGAUGCCAUUGUUAAAAAGGGUGAUGUCAUUGUUUUGGACACUAACAAGUGGUAUCAUCAAACUUUUGUGCAACCAGGAGAAAUUAGCUUGACCAUAGGAGCAGAAUAUGAUUAAGGCUAGAAAAUGUAAUGUGAAUUUGAAAAUAAAAAUGGUUAU
Messenger RNA from Lucilia sericata (common green bottle fly), 1013 nucleotides. Its product is annotated as bifunctional arginine demethylase and lysyl-hydroxylase psr-1. The coding region runs from base 27 to 971 and encodes 314 amino acids. The transcript has 5 exons. NCBI's taxonomy places the organism in Eukaryota, Metazoa, Arthropoda, Insecta, Diptera, Calliphoridae. The record is from RefSeq and is a predicted model, not a curated record.